Messenger RNA from Drosophila innubila, 2260 nucleotides. It is a transcript of the gene Uba2, whose product is annotated as SUMO-activating enzyme subunit 2. Gene Ontology annotation, molecular function: SUMO activating enzyme activity. The record is from RefSeq and is a predicted model, not a curated record. Gene Ontology annotation, biological process: protein sumoylation. NCBI's taxonomy places the organism in Eukaryota, Metazoa, Arthropoda, Insecta, Diptera, Drosophilidae. Bases 61 to 2175 code for a protein of 704 amino acids. Gene Ontology annotation, cellular component: SUMO activating enzyme complex; cytoplasm. The transcript has 4 exons.
CAUUUGCAAAUUUUGCAUUCCUUUUCCUGUAAUUGCAAGGAAUCAACUAAAAUUAAAAUAAUGGCAGCGGCAAUUGACGGCGUUUUCCCCGCAACAUUGCAAGAAUUGAUUAGAAAGUCGAAAGUGUUGGUUGUAGGCGCCGGCGGCAUCGGAUGCGAGGUGCUCAAAAAUCUUGUGCUCAGCGGCUUUACGGAAAUCGAAAUUAUUGAUUUGGAUACCAUUGACCUGAGCAAUCUAAAUCGCCAAUUUCUAUUCCAUCGCGAGCAUGUGGGCAAGUCAAAAGCUCGCGUUGCACGAGAAAGUGCUUUGAGCUUUAAUCCUGAUGCGAAUAUCACUGCACAUCAUGACAGUAUUACAUCCACUGACUACGGUGUGAGUUUCUUCAAGAAAUUCGAUGUUGUGUUGAGCGCGUUGGAUAAUCGAGCUGCUCGCAACCAUGUGAAUCGCUUGUGUCUGAAUGCAGAUGUGCCUCUGAUUGAAAGUGGCACCUCCGGCUAUAACGGUCAGGUGGAGUUGAUCAAGCGCGGCUUAACCCAAUGCUACGAAUGUACACCGAAAGAAAAGCAGCGCAGCUUUCCCGGCUGCACCAUAAGAAACACUCCCUCGGAGCCUAUUCAUUGUAUUGUGUGGGCCAAGCAUUUAUUUAAUCAACUAUUCGGUGAAUCUGUUGAGGAUGAGGAUAUAUCCCCCGAUGUCGCUGAUCCCGAGGCAGCUGAAGUCAACAAAGACGGUGCCGGUGACGCUGUUGCCGUGGAUAAGGAUAACGAUAACGAUAGGAAGGAUAAAGAAAGUGAAUCCGAGUCCAACUCGGAAUCCAAUGGGAAUGUGGUGCGCAUCAAUACGCGCCAAUGGGCCAAAGAUUGCGCCUACGAUGCUGGCAAAUUGUUUAACAAGUUCUUCAACGAGGACAUUAAUUACUUGCUACGCAUGUCGAAUCUCUGGAAAUCCCGCACGGCACCCGUGCCCGUGCAAUGGAACACCCUGUUGCCACAGGGCGUCAAGGAGGCUGAAGGAUUCGAGUUGGCGCGUCAACAUCACAAAGUCUGGACGGUGGAGGAAUGUGCCCAGGUGUUUGCCAAUGCGCUCAAGGAUUUAAGCGCUGCUUUUCUGAAGCUAGAGGGCGAUGAUACCUUGGUCUGGGACAAGGAUGAGCAGGCGGCCAUGGAUUUUGUGGCUGCCUGUGCCAAUGUGCGCUCCAACAUCUUUGACAUUGAGCGCAAGUCGCGCUUUGAGAUCAAAUCCAUGGCGGGCAAUAUAAUUCCAGCGAUUGCGACCACAAAUGCCAUUACGGCCGGAAUAUCCGUAAUGCGCGCCUUCAGUGUGCUCCAAUCCAAGUGGGAACAGUGCAAGGCCGUCUAUGCCCGACUCCGUCUCAAUGGACGUAAUCAGUUUUUGGUUGCAGACGCCUUCUUCCCGGAGCCCAACCCCAAUUGCUAUGUGUGUGCCAGUGAUCCGGCCAUCACACUACGCAUCGAUACCAAGCGUGUCCAGGUCAAGGCAUUCCGCGAUGAAGUACUCAUCAAAGCUCUAAAUAUGGUCAAUCCAGAUGUAACCGUGGAAUCUACAGGAUCCAUUAUCAUCUCAUCGGAGGAGGGUGAAACCGAAUGCAAUGAACAGAAGAUGCUUUGUGAUAUGAAUAUCGUGGAUGGCAUCAUUCUCAAGUGCGAUGACUUCUUCCAGAACUACGAGCUGAGCAUCAUCAUAUCACACUUUGAGGCGGAGCGAGAGGAUUCCUUAUUUGAGGUGAUUGCGGAUAAAAGUCAGUUGCAGCCAAAGCAGCAGAAGAAAUCUCAGGGCAAGGAGGAGACAGAGACGGAGUCCAGGUCCCAGAAGCGUACGGCGAAUGGCAAAGAUUCUACGGAUGAUGGUCCCUCAACCUCCAAACGUAAUCGACCCACUAAAGUCGAUGAUGAUGAUGAUGAUUGCCUUGUAGUUGAGGAGGAGGAGGAGGAGAAGGAGAAUGACGUUGAACAGAUUGUAAGCUCCACAACUGAUAAACUUGUCGAGGCAAGUUUUCCGAAAACAGCAGCAAAACGCAAACCCAGUAAAGAAACUAAAAAUGAAGAUAUAACCGAAAUUCUGGACUCAUCCGAAGAAGAAGAAGUGGGUCCUACUAAGAGUAAACGCACUAAAUUAGAUGAGCCACAAUCUGUGGAAGUAAUCAGCAUUGAUUAAUAAUAGUGCAUACUUUAAAGAUCCGUACUUAUAUAAUUCUCAAAUUGAAAUAAACACUUGAAUUUUAAAAAUGUCAUCUAAUAUA